AGCUCAACGAAAAUAAGCACAACACCCAGACCUGCAUCGCCUUUGGAGUGAGCGCCGUGAGCUUCAAUGGCGACCCUUUUCAUUGUUCCACCCCUUCCUGCGUGCCCUUCGCCCAAUAUCAUCCGUCUGGUGGCGAACAAUGCGACUGCUACAUACCAAGAACCUAAAGUUAGAAACACCCACGGGUGUGCGACCUUAUGCCAUCUUAUCUCACCGAUGGCUCGCAGACCAUGAAGAAAUAUCUUUUCAAGACUUGCAACACACGCAAGUUUCUCCUAGCGAAGGCUCUAAUCAUGCCGAACCCAUUUUCCCUUCCAACGUUCAAGGCAAACAGGGCUUCGUGAAAUUCAAAAGAGCGUGCGAGCAUGCCUUCCGAGCUCGUCUCGACUAUAUCUGGAUUGACACUUGCUGCAUUGACAAAACCAGCAGUGCCGAGUUAUCGGAAGCGAUCAAUUCCAUGUAUGCAUGGUAUAGGGACUCCGCUGUGUGCUACGUUUACUUGCACGAUGUCGGUAGCUAUGAGGACCCCCAAUUCGGUUUCGAAAACGCUGAGUGGUUCCAAAGAGGAUGGACCUUACAAGAGCUAAUCGCUCCAGAUAAUGUAUAUUUCUUCAACAAGUACUGGACGAGAAUCGGGAGCAAGGCGACCUUUGCAUCUAUCCUGAAUGAAAUCACUCACAUCCGCCAAGAUAUUCUGCUGGGUAACCAUCACCAAUGCGAAUCCAGUAUCGCGGAGAAGAUGUCAUGGGCUGCAGGACGAAAGACGCAGAGAAUAGAAGACAGAGCUUAUUCUCUGAUGGGGUUAUUUGGUAUCCACAUGCCCAUCAUUUACGGAGAAGGAGACAAAGCUUUCAAGCGCCUGCAGCUCGAGAUCAUGAAAUCAUCGGAUGACCAAACCAUUUUCGCCUGGCACGAUUCACUGGCACAUCCACAUUCUGUCAGAAAUCGCGGAUUGUUGGCAUCUGCACCUGACGUUUUCAUGCGGGCUUCUCCGGUCGUCGCCAUCGAUCAUUCCGAUUUUAUCAACAUUCUUCCAGGAAGUCGCAGCCCCUUUCGCGAACUACCGCGCGGUUAUUCCAUUUUGAAUGACGGCAUUCACAUCACUCUUCCUAUGAAGCAAGUCGCAGAUGGGUGGCUUGCCGUCCUGAGAUGCAAAAAGCAAGGUCAGAAGCUUCCGUACGGGAUCUACUUGAAAGAAAGAUCUGGUUCCGAUGAUUUUCUACGGACUUCGCCCACCAAGCUUAUACAACUCGAGUCCAGGGAUCUCCAAGGCCUUGCUCCGCGUACAAUACGUAUUGCGGUCGACCAUCACAUACUACCAACUACUAAACGCCGACAAUUUUUCACUUUUCAGUCUAUAGGUCCUGUUUGGGAGUACUGCAGUUACAUAUGCCCUAAGCCGGGAGGCCAUGGUGUGGGUCAGGGGAGUGGCUAUCAAGAUCUUUAUCCCGACACUCGGAUUGAGCUUUCAAAUAAUAUGCAGUGUGGCUGCGUUUACUCACAGGGCCCGAGUGGCGAAGUAACGGUCCUUCUCAUUGGGAUCGAACAUCACCGUCCUUGGGUACAUCUCCUUGCAUAUCCUGACCUUCACCGAUACGUCGACACUUCGCGACUUCGCCGUCGAAACAUCUACGACGCCCCUCUUAUGACUUCCCCUACUUCCUUGCAAUCAGACAACCAAGCCGGUUUCAUUUCUCCUCCUGCGCUAUCUUCCCCUACUUCCUCCCAAUCUAGCAGCCAAGCCAAUCUCAUUUCUCCUCCUGCGCGACCUUCCCCUACUUCCCCCCAAUCUAAUCCUAAUUUUCCUUCUGCGUCUUCUCGUUCACUAUCUCUCUCCUGUACUUCCACCGGGACCCACAAUCCCAGAUUUCCAAAGAGGAACUCCACCGCCCCUUAUGCUGCGCAGCUGCGCGGUGGUGGCGCUGGGUGUCCUGUGUGUGCUAUCAUUCAAGCCUACUCUAUCAAUAUGGAUGACAUCAAGACUCGCAGGGUUGAUUUCGUGAAUGAGAUGAUGCCAGACAAGGUGAUUGAAAUUGAUAUUCGAAAGGGACAAGUUUGCGUCUCUGAGGCAACGCUUGAUGUUGACUAUGUUAUAACGAUAGCUGUAUCUGUCCCCGAGUCAGAAUUUUGAUUAGUGCUGAAUUUUAUCUAGAGUACAAGUAAUACGUAUACUGAUACCCCCGGGUAUCAACGCACGAAAUUCCAGUACUUACACUAACGAGAUUUGUACGGUAUUGACAUAGCCCAUGUGCCUCGAUUAUAAAGGAUUCCGUUAUUUUAAACAGCAAGAGUGGUUCCUGUGGGCCAGUACCAUUGGUCGGGCCUAAAAACAGAUCACAGCCUUGACCAAGGAACCACAGGACCCUCGAUAUCAGUGGCUCU
Messenger RNA from Suillus discolor, 2382 nucleotides. RefSeq names its product heterokaryon incompatibility protein-domain-containing protein. The record is from RefSeq and is a predicted model, not a curated record. The transcript has 5 exons. Bases 140 to 2131 code for a protein of 663 amino acids. NCBI's taxonomy places the organism in Eukaryota, Fungi, Basidiomycota, Agaricomycetes, Boletales, Suillaceae.